This is a messenger RNA of Mus pahari (shrew mouse), 1424 nucleotides long. It is a transcript of the gene Ppih, whose product is annotated as peptidylprolyl isomerase H. The record is from RefSeq and is a predicted model, not a curated record. The coding region runs from base 44 to 577 and encodes 177 amino acids. Gene Ontology annotation, biological process: protein peptidyl-prolyl isomerization; protein folding. Lineage: Eukaryota; Metazoa; Chordata; Mammalia; Rodentia; Muridae. The transcript is spliced from 10 exons. Gene Ontology annotation, cellular component: intracellular membrane-bounded organelle. Gene Ontology annotation, molecular function: peptidyl-prolyl cis-trans isomerase activity.
GACCUGCCACCGGAAGCCAGGCUUCUACUUCCGGGUCAAAGCCAUGGCGGUGGCAAAUUCAAGUCCAGUCAAUCCAGUGGUCUUCUUCGAUGUCAGUAUUGGCGGCCAGGAAGUUGGUCGCAUGAAGAUCGAGCUCUUUGCAGACGUGGUGCCUAAGACGGCGGAGAACUUUAGGCAAUUCUGCACCGGAGAGUUCAGAAAAGAUGGUGUUCCCAUAGGAUACAGGGGAAGCACCUUCCACAGGGUCAUAAAGGAUUUCAUGAUUCAGGGUGGAGAUUUUGUUAAUGGCGAUGGUACCGGAGUCGCCAGUAUUUACCGGGGUCCAUUUGCGGAUGAAAAUUUUAAACUCAGACACUCAGCUCCAGGCCUGCUUUCCAUGGCAAACAGUGGUCCCAGUACAAAUGGCUGCCAGUUCUUUAUCACGUGUUCUAAGUGUGAUUGGCUGGAUGGAAAGCAUGUAGUGUUUGGAAAAAUCAUUGACGGACUUCUAGUGAUGAGGAAGAUUGAGAAUGUUCCCACAGGCCCCAACAAUAAGCCCAAACUGCCAGUGGUGAUCUCACAGUGUGGGGAAAUGUAAUCUAGACAAGAUGGAGCCAGUACUGAACUGGACUGCUGGUAUCCUGGCAAUUGGAGAUUGAAAUCUCUUCAAGGAACGACUUCUAAACCACAUACAGCAGAGCCUCUCAGUUUCCUCUGGAUAGACCUGCUGUUGCUGAUUCUUGUGAAGUGAACUGAUGAUGUCCUGACAACACAGACUGGAUUUGCUCCAAAGAACUAUUUCUAAACAAGUCCACCUCUCCCGUAACCUAAUAACCUUUCCCAUUAUCUCUGGGUGGUAGAAGGGAGGUUAAAGCAUUUAAGAACCCUUACUAAAAGUCACUUGUUAAAAGCCUACACCAGGGCCUGGGUCUCACUAUAUUACCUUGUCUAGCCUGUCUCCAACUCAUGGAGAUGCCCUGUCUGCCUCGAGCCUGCUGAGAUGGAAGGCAUACACCAAAAAAGGCUGCCAGUUUCUUUUUCUCACAGAGAUCUAGUCAAAUACCAGAUAACCUCACAGUGACUGUGUCAUCAUCAUCAUCUGUGACAGGCGUGUGCUCAGAGCAUCUGGAGGUCAUAGGCAGUCAGUAAAAGGUAAAAGGCCUGAGGUGCUGGGAAGGGAAUCCCAGGCAUUUUAGAAGGGGAUCAUGGUGAGCAGUGCUGAGGCAGGAAAGCACAGGUGCAUGCUGGGAGCUAAAUGUGGACCUUUCUUGCCGAGACAAAUGCUUCCUUCUCAGGCUGAACAGAUAGCAUGAGCCUUUCUACCACAAUGGGGACUCCCCUGGGCUCAGUCUGACCCCACUUCAAGAGCUCUUGACGAUUCUUUCCCGUUCUCACUCAUUUCUUCGAUGUCACUAAUGAAGAGUUCAUAAGCUGAUCCCUGAUCA